Prunus avium (sweet cherry) is the source of this 1827-nucleotide messenger RNA. RefSeq lists its product as uncharacterized. The record is from RefSeq and is a predicted model, not a curated record. Gene Ontology annotation, biological process: response to abscisic acid. Lineage: Eukaryota; Viridiplantae; Streptophyta; Magnoliopsida; Rosales; Rosaceae.
AAUUGCAGAUCAAUGGCUCAACUUGAACGUGUGCAAAGACAUGGCGACUCUGAAACUACUACCACCCAUGAGCCAAAAAAACUUACUACCAGUACAAGCCCAACUAUGGAACAUUAUCUUCGAGGAGGUGAAGCUUUAAAGUCGUCACCAGCAUCCUCAUCCUCAUCAUCUCCGCUUGGGCACCACAAUCAAGAAGACGAUCACGGACACCAUCACAAGAAAUCUGUUCUCACUAAGGUGAAAGAGAAGGCCAAGAAACUGCGGCACUCACUCAGUCACAAGAAGAAGCAUAUGUAAGGUGAUAACAGCACCCCCACUUUGGGUGCAAGCAUGCAUGAGCAUGAAGACGAAGAACAAGAUGCUGAAUAUCUAGGAGCCCCAAUGUAUGAAUCAGAGCUGGCACCCGAGGGAUACAAGGAGACCGCAAAACUACAUCCCAGAGCAGUUCCUGUGAUUUCUGAGAAGCAUGUUUUGCCAAGUAGUGUCAAUCAAGAUGCUGAACAAGAUAACGAGAAGAGUCUUAGUCCUAACACGACAGUAACCGAAACUGCAGCUGUGAAGUCUCUUAGUCCUAACGAGACAGUCACCGAAACUGUGGCCAAGAAGCCUCCUAGUCCUAGCAAGUCAGUAGCUGAAACUGUAAAGCCUCCUAGUCCUAAGAAGACAAUAACUGAAACUGUCACUGAGAAGUUAGGACCAGCCUAUGCCACAGUAUCAGAUACAACCCAUGCCAUUGCCUCAAAGAUAGAAGGUCUCACUGUUUCAGCCCCUGCUGCAGUAGCUGAUGCAACCCACGCCAUUGCCUCAAAGGUAGGUCUCACUGUUGCGGCCUCAACACCUUCAGAAAACAAUGAAUCCUUGGAAGCUCCUCACACUUCUUUAGCAGUAUCAGCUCCAAAAAAAUCUUCAUCCCAGGCAGCUCAACAAACCUUGGCAGCCUUAGAGGCUCCGCAACCUUUGUCAGCCCCAGCAGCUCCACAAGGUGGAAAGCAUGCUGGUAGCAGUGACCAAAUAUGGGAUAAGGGUGUUUCUGUGAAGGAGUAUUUGGCUCAAAAGUUUGAGCCAGGGGAAGAUGAGAGAGCACUAUCAAGAGUGAUAUCCGAUGUAAUGAGUCCAAGGACAAGUCCUGGUAGUGAUGUUGGCAUGGUGGGAAAGGUGAAAGGGGCUAUAACUUCCUUGCUUCGGAACGAUGAGUCGCCCAAAACUACUACCUCACAAUCAGCCAUGACGACAUCACCAAGCUCACAACCAGCCAUGACCUCAUCAUCACCACUCUCACAAUCAGCCAUGAUCUCAUCAUCACCACGCUCACAAUCAGCCAAGGCCUCAUCACCUCGCAUUCCGGUCUCUACCAAUGCAUAUGAAGGCAGCUUCCAUGUUCAAAAAUCUUAUACACGGGCCAAGCAUAUCUGUGAAGGGCCACGGUCGUCAGGGCCAGCUAUAGAUUCUAUACUUGACACGUCGUCGAGGAAGAAAAUAAGGGGAGGAUACUACAGAGUAACUGAAAAGUGGAAAGCAACUGUUGAUAAAGAAAUAAUACUCUGGGCUUUUGUACAAGUUUCUACGCAUCAAUAAGUGGUUCCCAAACAUCAUUUACAAUGUUUGUGUAAGCUUUGUAUUGUUGCCAAUAAACAAAUUUUGCAGCUCCAGAAGUUGACAACUGUUGAUGAAAAUAAUUUCACAGAAGCUCUGUGAACAAUCUUCCAUACUAAUUUACAUUUACAUUUUUGAAAGUCAGCAAUCACAUAGGGCACAAGAGACGAAGAGAAAAUUUAACUGAUAAUCUUAAAUUUACAAUUCUUCUUGUUUUGGUUUCUGGCUGCAUAA